UCUUCCGUCAUCCGUUUAUGAGAUUUUUUGGAGUUUUCCAUGCGGGGCCGCCCUAAUGAAUCAACUAAAUGGAAAAUAUGUUAAUGUAGUGUUGUCGGUCGAGGAUGGACGGGAGUUGGAUUUUGUCAAACAUCGAGUCCAUCUAUCUGCGAACUUUAGUGGAAGAAUUUUAGAAUCUGAUAGCGUAUUACCCGAAGAGUCGACACCAUUCAAUACGGAACUCAUCUGGGAGAUAGAAAAAAAGGAUCUGCGUAAAAUCCGAACCAUUAAUCAACUUCUGCGCCUGGAGUGUAUUUCGACGGAUAGCUACAACCGUCGCGAAAGAAUAGGCUUCGUUUUGUUCAGCUUGCGCAGUGCUCAGAUUGUGCCCUCUAAAGAACCGAAUAUUCCUGUCAGAUUCAAGUGGCACAAGCUUGUCGGGUGCCAAGCGGACAAGAAAAAAUUCCAUCCCGAACUAUACGUGGCACUGACGGUCAGAGAUCAUUUGCCCAAUCAAGAAGAAAAUAUCAAACCUCACAACGCGCCCUUAAUUUCGGAGCAGGACGUAGUGGAACAACUGGAACUACCUUCGGAGUGUUAUGUUAAAUACUUGGACGACGGGUACAUCCAAAUCGGCACCGGUGAUUAUCCCGAGUCUUAUUCGUUGAAUCUGCUGAUCGAAGAGGCGAAAAACUUGGAUGCCCUGCUACCGGAAGAGAUGGUAUUCAAGGAAAAUCCGGAAAAACUUCACAUGUCCUUUACAAUUUUCGGGGUGACCAUCAAAACCAAGCCGUUUUACAAGCAAGUCGAUGGUGUGACAAAUCUCAACGAAAAAGUGGUGGUGAGGUUACUAUCCAACGAACAGACGUUGUUUGACUUUUUCGUUAAUCAAUGCGUUACGAUUUCCAUAUUCAGCGGACGCGACAUGUUGGGAGUUGCAAAGGAAAAACCUCGAUCGAGGGGAACGAAUCUCCGCCUUCCAUACAAAUCCAUAUGUGGUUAAAGCGAGAGUUCCAUCCUAUUAGUGAAGAACUUAAAAGUCCUAGACAAAUUAUUUCCAACUUAUACGAGCCAAUGUCAAUAGCGUGUAGCGAUCGAGGAGAUGAAUUUAUCUUAGACAAUUUCAAACAAGUGUA
Molecule: messenger RNA, 1115 nt
Organism: Cylas formicarius (sweet potato weevil)
Lineage: Eukaryota; Metazoa; Arthropoda; Insecta; Coleoptera; Brentidae
Product: centrosomal protein of 120 kDa-like
Exons: 3
Coding region: 56-982 (308 amino acids)
Biological process (GO): interkinetic nuclear migration; centrosome cycle; positive regulation of centriole elongation
Cellular component (GO): centriole; centrosome
Source: RefSeq, a predicted model, not a curated record